Caenorhabditis elegans is the source of this 2109-nucleotide messenger RNA. RefSeq names its product Chloride intracellular channel exc-4 (gene exc-4). The transcript is spliced from 4 exons. The record is from RefSeq and is marked reviewed. Gene Ontology annotation, cellular component: membrane; cytoplasm. Gene Ontology annotation, biological process: chloride transmembrane transport. Lineage: Eukaryota; Metazoa; Nematoda; Chromadorea; Rhabditida; Rhabditidae. Bases 5 to 877 code for a protein of 290 amino acids.
AGAUAUGGCAGAAGCUUACCAGAUCCAAUCAAACGGAGAUCCCCAAUCAAAACCUCUUCUCGAGCUCUACGUAAAAGCGUCAGGAAUUGAUGCUCGCCGCAUUGGAGCCGAUCUUUUCUGUCAGGAAUUCUGGAUGGAGUUGUAUGCUCUUUAUGAGAUUGGAGUUGCACGAGUCGAAGUGAAGACUGUCAACGUGAAUUCUGAAGCAUUUAAGAAGAACUUUCUCGGAGCACAACCACCGAUUAUGAUUGAAGAGGAAAAAGAGCUGACAUACACUGAUAAUCGAGAGAUUGAAGGACGGAUCUUUCAUUUGGCAAAGGAAUUCAAUGUUCCACUCUUUGAAAAGGAUCCAUCCGCUGAGAAGAGAAUAGAGAACUUGUACAGGAACUUCAAACUGUUCCUGCGAGCAAAAGUAGAGUUCGAUAAGGGAAAAAAGGAGCCAUCGAGAGUUGAAGAUCUUCCAGCACAGAUUAAAGUUCACUACAAUCGAGUCUGUGAGCAACUAUCCAAUAUUGAUCAGUUGCUAUCCGAGAGAAAAUCUCGAUAUCUACUUGGAAACAGUAUGACUGAAUAUGACUGUGAACUGAUGCCACGUCUUCAUCAUAUUCGAAUUAUUGGAUUGUCACUUCUUGGAUUCGAUAUUCCACAUAAUUUCACUCAUCUCUGGGCUUAUAUCCUCACUGCAUACCGUACAGCAGCAUUUAUUGAGAGUUGUCCCGCCGAUCAGGACAUUAUUCAUCACUAUAAAGAACAAAUGAAUCUGUUCACAAAUCAACGUGAAACCCUCCAAUCGCCAACAAAAACGCACACAAUUCCGGAAAAAGUGCUAUCGGAUAUUCGUGUUAAAGGACUUGCUCCCGAUGUUAAUGUUCAUUAAAUUAAAUUCCCUCUACUAUUUGCUCUUUAAGUGACAGAUUUCUCAACGAAAAUUUAAAAAAAUUUCGGCUAAAAAUUGCAUAUUUUGGUAAUUUUUUCGUCGAAUUGACACAAAAAACCGGAAUUUUGAAUUUUUCUUGUAAAGAGAAAAUCAAAAAAUUUUGGAAAAAUUGGAGCUGAUUUUUAUGUGAUGAAAAUCUAUUAAAAAAAUGGCAAAUUUGUUCAAUUUUUUUGGCUAUUCUUUUUAUAUAUUUUUCCCACAUUUUCACAUAAAAAUCAGCAAAAAAAAUUCAAAAACCGAGUUUUCUCAGAAAAACGCCUAAAAUUUCCAGAUUUUCGCAAAAAAUAUUGAAAUAAUUCUUCGAAAAUUGGGAAAAUUUCCAUUUUUUCAAAACAAAAAAAGUGCGGGAAUAUUCGGAAAUUUCCGAUUUUUUUUUCAAAAAAUCAGACAUUAUCCAGAUUUUCGCUUUAAAAAACCGACUUUUUUCAAAAAAUACGAGAAAAAGCGAUUAUUUCAGAUUUUCGUUGAAAAUUCUGAAAUAAAACAGAAAAUUUGCAGAUUUUCGCUGUUAAAACCGAAAAAAAAUUACAAAAUUUCCAAUUUUUUCGGGAAAAAAACGGAAAAAAUCAGAAAAUUUCCAGAUUUUUCCAAAAAAUACCGGCAAUAUCUGAAAAUUUCAUUUUUUUUUUUGCAAAAAUACUGGAAUAAUCAAAGUAUUUCCAACGUUUCUAUCUGAAAAAUCAGAAAAUUUUCCAAUUUUUUUGCAAAAAAAAACGUGAAAUGUAUUAAAUUUCCAGAAUUUCCCAAAAUUUUUCACAAAAUUUCCAAUUUUUCCAACUUUUUUCAACAAAAAAAAUCCGAAAAAUCUGUCAUUUAAAGAGCAAAAAAAUGUUUUUCCGCGAAAAAAACUGUCUAACUCUCUAUUUCUCUUCUCUCUCUCUCUCUCCCCACCCACACACACACACACACAUCUAUCUCAUUUUAUUUCCAUUCCGGCCUUCCCCCUCCACAAAAAGAACCAACGAUCGAUUUUUUUGAAAAGCAUAAUAUUUUCCCGUUAUUUAUAUAUUUAUCUUUUUUUUUCUAUUUUUUGACUGAAAUUAUACCCAAUUUGCUCAAUUUUGACUGAAAAUUCGACGCAAUUCUCCCCAUAUUUUUUUCUAAUUUUUUUUUUGCGAAUUUUAUCUCUCUUGCCAUUAUUAUUUUGUUAAUAAAUAAACCCCCAUUUAUUG